This is a messenger RNA of Grosmannia clavigera kw1407, 363 nucleotides long. RefSeq lists its product as uncharacterized. The coding region runs from base 1 to 363 and encodes 120 amino acids. The transcript has a single exon. NCBI's taxonomy places the organism in Eukaryota, Fungi, Ascomycota, Sordariomycetes, Ophiostomatales, Ophiostomataceae. The record is from RefSeq and is a predicted model, not a curated record.
AUGUUCUGGAGGUCCUGGAGGACGGCUGGAACGUCCUUUAACCACUUUGUGGAAGAAAGAGGGGAAAACGCCACAGCCAAAGAGAAGGAGCACAACUCAGUGGACCACAUAUGCAGCCUGUUCGAAUAUCCUUUGGGGAAGUGGACUGAAUUCUACAAGUGGGAAGAUGUGGGAUCAGCGUAUGCCCGAAACCUUCUCGAUCCAUUCUACGCCAAAUAUGCAAGGAAGGGCAGUGUUUUGGACGACUCCUCGAGUGAGGCUGGUUACAAUAAGGAUCUAGAUGCUGAUGGUGGAGAUGGACAUGACGAUGGAGAUGACGAUGGGGCUGAUGGUCAACGCAACGCUGCGAAGUGGACGCGGUAG